Messenger RNA from Microsporum canis CBS 113480, 942 nucleotides. RefSeq lists its product as hypothetical. The coding region runs from base 1 to 942 and encodes 313 amino acids. The transcript is spliced from 2 exons. NCBI's taxonomy places the organism in Eukaryota, Fungi, Ascomycota, Eurotiomycetes, Onygenales, Arthrodermataceae. The record is from RefSeq and is a predicted model, not a curated record.
AUGGCAAAUUUGCCAACACUAGUCUUUAUACCCGGUGCAUGGCAUAAGCCUACUUGCUAUGAGAAAAUCACCAAAAUCCUGCAUGAGCAGUACGAAUUCAAAUAUGUCCUGGUGACUCUCCCGUCGACCCAAGGGAAUCCAGAUGCGACCUUCAAAGAUGACCUUGAUGCUGCCAGAGACGCCAUAUCAAACGAGACAACUCAGGGGCGCGAUGUUGUAGUUCUUGCACACUCAUAUGGCGGCAUGGUCGGCAACAGUGCUAUCAAAGGGUUCGCGAAACCACGAGACGACGGUACGAACAAAGACCAGCAACCGUCGACAUCAGGGCAUAUUAUCGGUCUCAUCCUUAUCGCAUCCGGCUUCACCUUCACGGGGCUCGCUUUCAUGGACCCGUUCCUCGGUCGCCCGCCUCCCUCAUGGCGCGUCAAUAACGAGACCGGUUAUGCCGAGCUUACCGUCUCUCCAUGUGACUUCUUUUAUCAUGACUUACCUGCAGAAGAGGCAGAAUACUGGGCUUCUCAGCUCACCACCCAGAGUCUCAAGGCAUUGUUUGAAGGCGGUGAGUUUUCAUAUGCUGGCUGGAUGGAUGUGCCUAGUUGGUAUAUUGGCACCGCCGAGGAUAGGGGCUUGCCAGUAGUGAUGCAACGAAUGCAGACGGGUAUGGCGAGGGAAAUGGGUGCUAGCGUGGAGCACAGGGAGCUUCAGACGAGCCAUUCGCCGUUUUUAAGCCAACCUGAAGCCACAGUGAGGCUUAUACUCGAUGCCAUCGGUCAGUUUACUGGCAAGCCAGUGGACAAUACGCCCGCGAUGAGUGAGUGUGAUAAGAUGAUAACGGUUCUAGGGGCCACACUAUGGCAGCCUUAUACGUGGUAUAAAUUUGGACUGCCACUGGUCUUUGGUCAUCUUCUUGGGAGAUAUAUACCUUGGUUUGAUAAUGACUAG